Messenger RNA from Micromonas pusilla CCMP1545, 348 nucleotides. RefSeq lists its product as uncharacterized. The record is from RefSeq and is a predicted model, not a curated record. The transcript has a single exon. Bases 1 to 348 code for a protein of 115 amino acids. Lineage: Eukaryota; Viridiplantae; Chlorophyta; Mamiellophyceae; Mamiellales; Mamiellaceae.
AUGUCCGCUCUCUCGUUCAGCGCCGCGGUCGCGUCCCGCCCCGUCAUCGCGCGCGCGCCGACCAAGGUGGCGCGCGUCACCGGCGUCGUCGCCCUCGGCGGCUUCGGUCCCAACAUGCCGAAGGAGGACUACCUGAAAAAGAUGGAAGCGAAGAAGAAGCUCAUCGCGGAGAACAAGGCGAAGGCGGCGGCGAAGAAGGGCGGCGCGACCGGGGGGUUUUCCUUCGGCGCGAAGAAGGCGGAGGCCAAGGCGGCGGAACCGAAGAAGAGCGGGUUCUCCUUCGGGAAGAAGAAGACCGCGCCCGCGCCGGAGCCGAAGAAGAAGGGUCUGUUCGGGUUCGGGAAGUGA